CUGUAAGCGAUGUGCCGGAAGUCGAACAAGCCGUGUCUGCAAUACUACAAGGGUGUGCCUCUGCCUGGCUUCCUCCCGCGAGAGUACAUCGAAUCAGCCUCAAAGUAUAAACCAACAAAGGACGAUUUGUACAUCGUCACGUACGCCAAGUGCGGCACCACAUGGACCCAGCACGUGGUAUACUUGAUUCAGACGGGAGGCGUGCCUCCGGCGAACGCGGAAGAAUUUUACAGGGCGAGUCCGUACAUCGAGGCCUUCGGAGCCGAGUGCGUGAAGUGGAUGAAAAAGCCCGGAGCCCUGAAGACCCACCUGCCGGUGCAGCUACUGGAGUACAGCCCUGAGGCCAAAUACCUCGUGGUCGUCCGCAACCCGCGUGACGUCAUCGUGUCACUGCAAUACCACUGGCUCUCGUUCUUCGGGUACCAUUACAACGGCUCCUUCGACGACGCCUUCGAGCUUUUCAUGAACGACGAGAGUGACUGCGGUAACUUCUUCACUUUCUACAAGGACUGGUACGAGCGAAGUCGCGAUCCCAACGUGCUUUUCGUCGUGUACGAGGACCUCAAGCGUAACCCCGAAGAACUCAUUCUCCGAAUCGCUCGCUUCAUGGGCGAAGAGUACGAAGCCAACCUACUCAAGAACGACCGCAAGGGACUCCGUGACGUUGUCAAGUACAGCAGUGUCGAGGAAAUGAAGAAGUACACCAAUGACAUCAUCCGAGAGUUCUUUCGCGGCAGCUUCGACUUCCAGGGCCCGGAGUACGAAGGAUUCCGACAGUUCCAUCGCGGAGUCCAUUCAGCCGGCGUGGAAGCGGUGAACAAGAUCAACUACGUGCGCAAGGGAAUUGUAGGAGACUGGAAGAACCACUUUACUCCAGAACAGCUCAAACGUCUGAACGAAAAGUUCAGGAAAGAAACUGAAGGCAGCGACAUCGCCAACCUCUGGCCGGAGAUGAACUUCCUCGAAUGAGACAAACUGUAGCGCUACAUCUACGCGGACGAAGCUAGACAAUAUACAGAC
This is a messenger RNA of Rhipicephalus sanguineus (brown dog tick), 1020 nucleotides long. RefSeq names its product sulfotransferase 1E1. The coding region runs from base 10 to 969 and encodes 319 amino acids. Gene Ontology annotation, cellular component: cytoplasm. The transcript has a single exon. Gene Ontology annotation, biological process: sulfation. Gene Ontology annotation, molecular function: sulfotransferase activity. The record is from RefSeq and is a predicted model, not a curated record. NCBI's taxonomy places the organism in Eukaryota, Metazoa, Arthropoda, Arachnida, Ixodida, Ixodidae.